Messenger RNA from Fusarium sp. VM40, 2919 nucleotides. NCBI's taxonomy places the organism in Eukaryota, Fungi, Ascomycota, Sordariomycetes, Hypocreales, Nectriaceae. The record is from the annotation of a GenBank genome assembly.
AUGUCGAAUAAGAAUGAGGCCUUGUCCUCUAUGGAUCCAUUCUCGCCUGCACAUCAACCUGACGAAGGUUACUCCGAGGACCCUUUGACUCCGACAGUUAACCAAGACCUCUCAACCGCCCUCGCUACUCUACGAUCUCCCUCAGACCUAAGCACAUGGCUUGUCGCAAACUCGUCUCUUUUGCCCCUCGAGGUCAGGACAGAAUUGACUAUGGCUCUUCUUGAUAACCUCCCCACUUCCGUUAUCGCCGAGAUCGUUCACCGUUUGAACCCGAGACUUUAUAUCGACUUCAUCCAAUAUCUUCCUGCGGAAAUCUGUCUUAAGAUUCUAGGUUUCCUUGACCCUGUCUCCCUCGUGAGUGUCACACAAACAUGCCGCGCCUGGUACGAGUUGGCUCUCGAUAGGAAACUAUGGGAGCACUUAUACUACAUGGAGGGGUGGAAGACUAUCCUGAGCGAGGUUGAAGCCUGCGAGACUAAGGUUAACAACGGCCUCGACCGCUCAAUCCGUCAACUCGACCGGCUUCAAUCGAUGCAAGACGCCCACCCAAACAAGAUCCGCGCCGUUGUCAAUGCCGACGAAGACCUCGAAAUGACGGAUCGUGACCGCACACCAGCCCCCGCCGACACUUUAGCCAGCGGAAGCAUGUUCGGCAGCCCUUCAUCCUCCUUCUCCUCGAGUAGACCGGCGAUUGUACCCAUGGGAGAUAUGGACCUUGAUGGCCUAGGCGCCAGAACCGCGAGCUUGGAUCGAACCCUUUCUUCGUCCUCCGACAGCAGAGGGAAACGCAAGGAGCCUAGUGGCGACCCUGAAUCCUCAGUACCUCCGAUGUCGCUAGCCGACGCAGCCAACACCUUGCCGCCAUCAUCUCUGUAUCACUGGGAUAUUAGCCGAUCACGAUAUCGUAUGGACUGGCGAUAUCUGUACGCUAUGCGACGCAAGUUGGAAUCGAAUUGGGAGUUAGGGAAAUACAGUACUUUCCAGUUCCCCCAUCCCAACUUCCCUGAGGAAGGACAUCAGGAGUGUGUGUAUGCAUUACAGUUUGACAAAGACUAUCUGGUGAGCGGUAGCAGGGAUCAGACUAUGCGUAUAUGGAAUGUGCGCACCCGCCGACUGGUUCAACCUCCACUUACAGGACAUGAGGGCUCCGUCCUGUGUCUUCAGUUUGAUGCUGACCCAGAAGAAGAUCUCCUUGUUUCUGGAAGUAGUGAUUCCAAUGUCUUCAUUUGGAAGUUCUCAACUGGCAAAUUGGUACAAAAGCUGACUAGAGCUCACCAUGAAUCUGUUCUUAACGUGCGAUUCGACAAGCGAAUUCUAGUCACAUCCUCCAAGGAUAAGACGAUCAAAAUCUUCAACAGACAUCCCCUGAGACAUGGGGAUAUAGGUUAUGGUGGAAACGAUAUUGUUGGUGCAGUGCCCAUAAACCUUCGAAAGUACGGAUACGAACUCGACCUCGCCAAAGAGCUUCCUGUUAGGCCUGCCUUUUCAAUGAUCGGUCGCCUUGAUGGACAUAGCGCUGCUGUUAACGCGAUCCAAGUUCGCGGUCAAACUAUUGUUUCUGUAUCUGGAGACAGACAUAUCAAAGUGUGGAAGUGGCCGGAGCAAGUUUGCACCCAGACAAUCCCAGCACAUGAUAAAGGCAUUGCUUGUGUCGAGUUCGAUGGACGCAGAAUUGUGAGUGGCAGCAGUGACUGGGAAGUGUGCAUUUUUGAUGCGCCUACAGGCCUCAAGGUCGCCCAGUUGAGGGGGCACGCUCACUUAGUCCGUACUGUUCAAGCUGGUUUUGGUGAUCUGCCAUACAGCACAUCUGAAGAUGAAGCUGAAGCGAAGGCGGUUGACGCCGAGUACUUCCGAGCUCUCGAGGCUGGUGAGAUUGACCAUAGCAUGGAUCGCAGAAGUCGUAGGGACCGUCGAGCGAAUGCUGGCAGCUCACGGCCUCAGGACGUCCAAGCCUUUGGCGCCAAGGUUCCUCCGGGUGGCGGAGGAGGUAGAAAGUAUGGCCGCAUUGUAUCCGGUUCCUAUGAUCAGAGCAUCAUUAUCUGGCGACGCGACAAGGAAGGCGUUUGGAAGCCUGCGCAUCAUCUCAGACAGGAAGAGGCCGCAGCUGCUGCUCAACGUGAGGCUGCUGCCGCCUUGUCUAGCGCAACUUCGAACGUUGCGACGGCUGGGUCUGUGGCCAGUAGGUCUUCUCACGCAUCAACCAUCGUACCACGUUCUCCACCUACAAACGGCACACCUCUUGGUCCAAUGAUGCUACGCGAUCAUCAUGGGGAUACUCAUCGAACAGCGAAUUCAUACCAGGUGCUGAUCGAUCAGACUGUACCGCUUGGCCCAGGCGCGUUACAGCAUGUGCUCGCAACAUAUCCGAUUGCGUUGGCACAGCACUCCUAUCUGCAGUCCGCGAUUGAACGCGAGACAUCGCCUUUGGUUCGAGCUCAACUUAGAAGCGUGGUUACGGAUGCUUUGGCUACUCUCCAACUCCGCCAGCUACCAAUGCGACAACCGUCUAGUUCUGGCAGUUCCCAUUACAACUCUAGCGACAGUGGCCGUACUAAUCCAAGGUCCGGUACGUCAGUCCCACAUGCUGCUGCUGGGGCCAACCCGCCUCACAUGCCCGUGGUCCUCGGAGGACCGGUUACGCAACCUCCUGCCGUUAUCAAUACCAACGCUCAAGGCGCACCACCUGUACAGCCACCCACAGCGGUUCAACCACAGAACGCACCAGGGAACGGACAUCAUGCCGGUCAUCACCCACACAUCGCCACAGCAGAGAACACAUCGGCGCGAGUUUUCAAGCUGCAAUUUGAUGCGCACAAGAUUAUCUGCUGUAGUCAAACCCCUACAAUUGUGGGGUGGGAUUUCUGUAAUAAGGAUCCAGCAUUGGAAGAAGCUGUGAGAUUCUUUGCAACAGUCGACUAA